AGCUCUGCACGUAACAUUUUUAAUAGAGUUGUCUCACAGCUGUCACAAUGAGCUACAGCUAUAACUUCAGGCAGUCACAAUCUAGUAGUGGAGGUGGAAGUGGUUGUAGCUGUGUUGGUGGUGGAAGUAGUGCUGUUGGAGGAAGCAGUGGCGGUGGACACUCUGGUAGUGGGAGUGGUGGUGGAGGGUAUUCUUCGGGGUCCUCAAUAAGGCACAACUCCUCUGGCAGAAACUCCUCUGGUGAAAGCUAUGAUGCGGGAAGAUCCAGACGUGGCUCUGGAGCUGGAGUAGGCCAUAGUGUCUCUGGAGGAUUUGGAGGUUGCAGUGUCCACAGCGGUGGACUUGGAGGUGGCAGCUUUGGUGGAGGAUUUGGUCGUGGCAGUGGCUAUGGAGGUGGCAGUAGUAGACGUGGCAGCUUUAGUGGAGGAUUUGGUAGUAGCAGUGGCUUUGGAGGUGGCCAUGGAGGUGGCAGCUUUGGUGGAGGAUUUGGCCAUGGUGGUGGCUUUGGAGGUGGCUUUGGAGGGGCUAGUUUUGGUGGCGAUGAUACUGGAUUCCUGUCUAACAAUGAGAAAAGCACCAUGCAAAACCUCAACGAUCGCUUGGCAUCUUAUCUCAACAAGGUGCGAAGCUUGGAAUCAGAAAACAAUCAGCUUGAGACCCUAAUAAGGGAAUGGUACCAGAAGCAUGGCCAGACUUCUGAACCAAAGGAUUACAGUUCAUAUUAUACAGAGAUUGACCAGCUCAUCAAUGAGCUUAUUUCUUCAUCAUUUGAGACCAACAAGAUACUCCUUGAUGUCGAUAAUGCAAGAAUGGCUGCUGAAGACUUCAAACUUAAAUAUGAGACCGAGAAUGGCUUGCGUCAAAAUGUUGAGGCUGACCUCCAAGGUCUACGUCCCUUGUUGGAUAAGUUGACCCUGGAUAAGUCUGAUCUGGAGAUGCAAUAUGAGUCUCUCCAUGAAGAACUGGUACAUCUUAAGAAGAAUCAUGAUGAGCUCAAGAAGAGUCUGCAUCACCAGUCUGGUGGUGAUGUCAACGUGGAGGUCAAUUCUACUCCAGGCCAGGAUCUGACAAAGAAACUAAAUGACCUGAGACAUGAAUAUGAAGAGAUCAUUACGAAAAACCGCAAGGAAGUUCAACAAUGGUAUGAAGCCAAGAUGGAGGAAGCUCGUCAGCAGCAGAGUCCAGAAAAUCAGGAAAGUGGGUCUGGCCGCCACCAAAUCACAGAGCUCACCCGAGAAUAUCAGACUUUGGAGAUCGAGCUCCAGACUCAGCUUAGCACAAUCCAGGCUUUGCAAAACAAUCUGAAUAACACCGAGGGGGGAUAUAACAUGCAGCUGCAACAGAUUGCAAGCCAAGUAGAACCAGUGGAAGCAGAGUUGGCUGGCAUCAAAGGAGAGAUUCAGAAUCAAACUCAAGAGUACCAGACGCUCCUCGGCAUCAAGACCCAUUUGGAACAGGAGAUCAACCAGUACCGUCAACUGCUAGAGGAAGGGAAGCAUCUUGCGGCCAACAUACACGGAGGUGGAAGUGGAGGAACAGGUGGAAGUUCAGGAGGUGGAAGACAUUCAGUUGGUGGCAUAUCAGGAGGAAGUUCAGGAGGAGGAAGUGGAGGAGGACAUUCCUAUGGUGGCACUUCCCGAGGUGGAAGUUCUGGAGGGGGAGGAGAAAGUGGAAGUGGACAUUCAUAUGGUGGCAUUUCUGAUGGUGGAAGUUCUGUAGGUGGAAGAAGUACUAGUGGAGGAAGACACUCAACUGGUGGAAUUUCCCAUGGAGGAAGUUCUAGUGGAACUUCACAAGGAAGCAGUUCUAUAGGGAGAGGAAGCGGAGGAGUAGGAGGACACUCAUCUGGUAGAAUCUCCCCAGGAGGAAGUUCUGGAGGAGGAGGAAGUGGAGGAAGAGGAGGGCAGUCAUAUAGUGGAAUUUCACAUGGAGGAAGUGCAGGAAGACCAUCAUCUGGUGGAGUCUCACCAGGAGGAAGUCCUGGGAGAAGAGGAAGUGACAGUGGAAGACAAUCACCUAGUGGAGGACUAUCUGGAGGAGGAAGAGGUGGUGGCAGCGGCGGCAGAGGACAGUCAUCUGGUGGAAUUUCACAUGGAAGGGGUUCUGGAGGAGGAAGUCACCAUCUAUCUUCCUCUUCAUCCCAAAGUAGGCCUUCAUUAACUCACAGCCACUCAUCCUCCUCUUCCCAGUCUCAGUCUGGGUCUCAUGGCUGGCAUGUAGAACAAGAGGCAGAUGAAUGCCAAGCCUAUGCUCAGAAGGGGAUGGAGGAAUAGAAGGAGGAACAAAAAGGAAAGAAUUCUUUACAACAAUGACUUCUGGUUAUCAACACAGGUAUUGAGCCAAAAGCAAAGCUGGCAUCUUCCUUUCCCAACACAUCCUUCCAACUCAAAUAAUGGAUUAAGCAAGACCUUCUACAAUGCUAGGAGUGACCAGGGUUUCUUCUUCCAGAUCACAGAUGCUGCUGGUGUCAUCAAUUCAAAAGAGUUGGUUCUAAAUACAUAACAUCCAACUAUCUCCAUACACAAUUUGUUUUUUUUCUUUUACAAGAUAUGCAUCAGACUUCUCCAAUUUGGUGCCCUCCAAAUGUGUUGGACUGCACUUCCCAUCAACUCUAGUCAACAUGGU
Messenger RNA from Anolis sagrei ordinatus, 2625 nucleotides. Its product is annotated as keratin, type I cytoskeletal 10-like. Gene Ontology annotation, biological process: intermediate filament organization; epithelial cell differentiation. The record is from RefSeq and is a predicted model, not a curated record. NCBI's taxonomy places the organism in Eukaryota, Metazoa, Chordata, Lepidosauria, Squamata, Anolidae. Gene Ontology annotation, molecular function: structural molecule activity. Gene Ontology annotation, cellular component: keratin filament; cytoskeleton.